AUGGACAGCAAGGGUCGGCAAUCUUCCGCCGGCAAGUUCUUCGGACGACGCCUGCACAAAGACAAGGACAAGCACGCCAGCGACGCGAAGCACACCACCACCUCCUCGACCGACAGCCCCCCGGGCAGCUCUCAUGGCUCACUCUCGUCACGCCAUUCACACAGACACUCCAUCGGCGGCGCUUCGAUAGACCAGCGGCCCGUGUCCAUGACCGCCGAGGGCAUCUUCGCGCGAGCUGGCCCCGUAUCAUCCAUCGACCCCCCGCGCGACGACGCCUCCAAGACCGGCGAACCGCUGCCACACCAUCUCAACAAGGGCGGCGGCGACUUCCACCAGUACCCCGUCUUCAACGCCUCCCCAAUGCCCCAGAACGGCUACUCCAACCCCGGGCCGCCGCGCCCACCGCCGCACUCGCUCGGCACCACCAUCGCCUCGAGCAACCCCGGCGACCGCGGUGUGUCGAUGCAGCAGUGGGGUGCCCGUGGCAGCAGCAGAGACGGCAACUACUCCUACCAUGCCGGCACCGACUCGUCCAACAACACGCGCACCUCGUCGGACCAGGCGAGCAUCUACAGCAACGACUCCAAGACGCGCGGCAGCAACAUCUUCUACCCCCAGACCCCACCCCAGACAACCAUCUCCUCCAUAGGCCUCGAUGCCGGCAGUCUCCUCCCCACCGCCGUAUCUACGCCACGCGACUCGCACCGCCAUCUGCUGCACAUGAACUCCUCGUCGCCGUCCGCGUCGCAGACUUCGUUCAACCAAAAUACACUUAGCAUACAAAGACCGCCAGACCAUGUCGUGGAAAAAGAAUUCAUGAACCUCAUGGUGAAGCGAGGAUGGAAGAGCUUACCAGAGCAGGCGAGGCGGCAGAUGGAGGCCUACAAGAUCGACAAGAAGUGGACGCUCGUCUACCAGGACAAGCUUGCCGAGUUCAAGCACGAAGAAAAGAAGCGUCAGACGCAGCGGAUAACCUACGGCGGCCCCGGUGGAGGUGGCCAGGACAUCCUCAUGCGCGCAGAAGAGGAGGGCUCGCCCGAGUGGUAUGUCAAGAAGGUCAUGGACAACUCGAUAUCUAUAAAACAGAUGUCGAGUCUGGAGAUCAGUCUGAGAACGCAGCCUAUUGCUUGGGUCAGGGGCUUCAUCGAGGCGCAGGGUCAGAUUGCCCUUACGAAUGUAUUGGCCAAGAUCAACCGCAGAAAGGGAACGGGGCCUGCACCUCCGCCCAGCGUCAUGGCGCAAAAGGCGGAAAAUGACGUGGAACGCGAAUACGAAAUCAUCAAGUGCUUAAAGGCAUUGAUGAACAACAAGUACGGUGCCGACAACGCUCUCAACCAUCCGUCCAUCAUACAGGCGUUGUGUGGCUCUUUGAUUUCUUCGCGCCUCAACACACGAAAACUUGUCUCAGAUGUCUUGACCUUUUUGUGCCAUUGGGGUAACGGAAGUGGACAUGAGAAAGUACUGCAGGCACUUGACAACCUCAAAUCACAAUAUGGUGAAAGCAGUCGAUUCGAUGCAUGGAUGCGCAUCGUCGAAGUCACGGUCGAUGGCCGUGGUAAGAUGGGCUCCAUGGUUGGCGCUUCAGACGAAGUGCGUAGUGGAGGUAUCGGCGUAGAGAACCUCCUCAUGGAAUAUGCCAUUGCAACCCUCUUCCUGAUCAAUAUGGUUGUGGAUGCCCCUGAACGCGACCUGCAGCUCAGGAUGCAUGUACGAGCCCAGUUCACAGCAUGUGGCAUCAAGCGCAUCUUCAACAAGAUGGAAGGCUUCCAGUACGAUGUCAUCGACAAGCAGAUUGAGCACUACCUGGACAACGAAGCUGUUGACUAUGAGGAUUUCCUUCAGAAGGAGAACAGCUCCAUGAUCGACAGCGUUGAAGGCGAGACCAAGGAUCUCAACGACCCCGUUCAGAUAGCAGAUGCCAUCAUGAGCAAGAUUAAUGGCAGCCGCGCCCAAGACUACUUCACGUCGGCCAUGCAACACUUGCUACUGAUGCGCGACACUGAAAGCGAGGAUCGAUUGCGAAUGUUCCAAUUGGUCGACCAAAUGCUGAGCUACGUGGCUAUGGACCGCCGACUGCCAGACAUGGACCUCAAGCAAAGUCUGAAUUUCACUGUACAGUCUCUGCUUGACAAACUCUACACAGAUUCCGAGGCUCGACAGGUACGCGAUGAAGCAGUCGAAGCGCGACAGAUUGCAGACUCGGCCAUUGCGGAACGCGAUGAGAUGAAAGCGCAGCUAGAGCUGGGUGCAGAUGGCUUAGUUUCUAAGCUGCAGAAACAGCUAGCAGAGCAAGAACGUAUUAUCGAGCUCCGUGGAAGGCAGGUAGAGCAGAUGAAGUCAGAACUCGCAGAAAUGCAGAGAAUACGAGCUCAAGAACUGCAACGUAACGAACUCGAGACGCGUGAACUAUACUUGAUGCUUAGAGAUGCUCAAGAUGUCGCAGCGUCAGCAGCGAAGAAGUCCGGCAAAGAUGGACUCGGUGCCACGGAUCCUGCUCAAAUGCAGGGCAUCAUGGACCGCGAAAGGCUCAUGAACAGACUGGAGAUCCAACUGCAGCGAGCCAGGACACAGGCGACGCUCGAAGGCAAGACCCUACAGAUGCAGCCCAGUGAGAAGCUCCGCGAACUGCGAGAGAAGAUGGAGGGCGAUAUGCCUGGUAUGACUGAACAAGGCUAUGGCGGCCUCGAAUCGAGCUCCUUCGGAUCAGUCCGGGCCAAGAGUGGUGUCCCACGCAGAAAGCCCCUCCCUGGUCUUCCUGGUCAGAUUGGUGAGGAUACCGAGAUGUCAGAGAUGGAUGAUGAUGAUGUUGUCAUCGAGAAGCCCCGUCUCGUACAGAUGCACAAGCCAAAGCUCAGUUCUUCGACAGCCAAUGCUCUCAUGGCAGAUAUCACUUCGAACGUCAAGCGAUACGAUGACUCUGAUGCGGAAGGUGAUGGCGUUACUACAGGACCAUCACAUCCCAGCCUCGAAUCCGACUCACCAAAGACACCCGCUGAUGGUGAAGCACCCAAAGCCGCUGUACCUCCACCUCCACCCCCACCUCCACCCCCGCCUCCAGGCGCUCUUGGAUUUUCUGCCAACAUACCACCUCCGCCACCUAUGCCUGGAACUGCUGGUCCCCCGCCCCCGCCACCACCGCCGCCACCGCCUGGCAAACUUGGUUUCAAGCCUGGAAUUCCUGCUCCGCCCCCCAUGCCUGGAGAUGGCAGCAUGCCACCUCCGCCACCGCCGCCACCAAUGCCAGGUGCCAAACGUCCUGGAUUCAUGCCUAAAGCACCUGGGUUCGGCGCUGCACAACAGUUUGCUCUCUCUGGACCGCGGCCCAAGAAGAAGCUCAAGGCUCUUCAUUGGGACAAGGUCGACCAGCCCACUACCACUGUUUGGGCUACACGUGGUCUAACUUCGGAAGAAAAGGAGGAGAAGUACCAGGAGUUGGCUAGGAAGGGUGUACUAGAGGAAGUCGAGAAGCUGUUCUUGGCAAAGGAGAUCAAGGCGAUCGGCAAGAAAUCUGGCAAGAAGGAUGACAAGAAGCAGAUCAUCUCUCGUGACCUCAUGCACAACUUCCAGAUCAGCAUGGCCAAGUUCUCAUCGUACGGAGUUGAGGAUAUCGUAAGAAUGAUCAUCCACUGCGACACCAAGAUCCUGGACGACCCUGUCACUAUGGAGUUCCUGCAAAAGAACGACUUCUGCGACAUCCCUGACAAUACCGCCAAGCUCAUGGCACCAUACUCGAAGGACUGGACUGGACCUAAUGCUAGCGAAAGCAAACGCGAACAGGACCCGAACGAACUUACAAGAGAAGAUCAAAUAUAUCUUCUUACUGCUUACGAGCUGCACCAUUACUGGAAGAGCAGGAUGAGGGCGCUCGCGUUGACUCGUACGUACGAAACCGAGUACGAUGAGAUUUCGAACAAGCUGUUGGAAAUCUCAAGGGUUUCCGAGAGUCUGCGCGAUUCUUCAAGCUUGAUCAGUGUUCUCGGUCUCAUCUUGGACAUUGGUAACUUCAUGAACGACGCCAAUAAGCAAGCCAGUGGUUUCAAGCUCUCCACGCUAUCGCGUCUAGGUAUGCUCAAGGAUGACAGGAAUGAGUCCACAUUCGCCGACGUUGUCGAAAGAAUUGUGCGCAACCAAUACUCUGGAUGGGAAGGUUUCACCGACGAGAUUGGCGGCGUCAUAACAGCGCAGAAGAUCAACGUUGAGCAACUGCAGACCGAUGCCAAGAAGUACAUCGACAACAUCAAGAAUGUCCAGAUGUCGCUUGACUCUGGUAACUUGUCUGACCCAACCAAAUUCCAUCCAGAAGAUAAGGUUGCCAUUGUUGUGCAAAGGAACAUGAAGGAGGCCAGAAGGAAGGCGGAGCAGAUGCAGGUCUUCCUUGAGGAUAUGCAGAAGAGUUACGACGACAUCAUGGCGUUCUACGGCGAGGAUCCAACUGACGACAGUGCGAGGAGGGAUUUCUUUGCGAAGUUGGCCAACUUCGUUCAGGAAUGGAAGAAAUCCAAAGAGAAGAACACCACACUCGAAGAACAACACCGCCGCAACGAGAUUUCCAUGCGUCGCAAACAAGCACAGACUGCGAACCCUCUCUCACCCAAUGCCCUGUCUUCAGACUCCGACGCGCCCAAAUCUCCAGCUUCCACCGGCGCCAUGGACGACUUGCUCCAGAAGCUGCGUGCUGCAAAGCCCGAAGCAAGAGACCAACGCGAUCGCCGUCGUCGCGCUCGCUUAAAGGACAGGCACCAGGUACGCGUGGCUAGUGGCCAGAAGAUUCCGGAAAUUGGCGUCAACAUGGAGGACGGGGGAGAGGGUGCCGAAGGAGAAGAUGAGAAGGGCAAGCUGCUCAGCCCCGCAAGUGAGACUGCGGAGAGCGAGGCCAGUAGCACUGUUGGCCCUGCUGCUGGCGCUGUUGGUACCGCUGAAGCAGACAUCGCAGAUCGUGCAGCUGCCAUGUUGGAAGGUCUACAGUCAGGCACUGGCUUGAACAAAGACGGUUCGCUUUCCGUUAGGCGAAGAAGAGAGAGCGCCGACACUGAAAGACAACGGAGGAGGAAUCGACGCAAUCAAGCUACUUCGGCCAAGAGCGAAGACGGGGGCAUUCUAAGUCCCACGGCCAUACCCGAAGAAGGCGAUAGCAUCGUCGACCAAGAAGGCGAGGAGUCAAGGGAUCCGACAACACCAGUCACUGUCGUCCACCCACCAAGUCCAGAACAAAAGGGAAGGGACCUACCCACGCCACCGCCGGAGGAAGGUUAA
Molecule: messenger RNA, 5253 nt
Organism: Alternaria arborescens
Lineage: Eukaryota; Fungi; Ascomycota; Dothideomycetes; Pleosporales; Pleosporaceae
Product: Cytokinesis protein
Exons: 2
Coding region: 1-5253 (1750 amino acids)
Biological process (GO): mitotic actomyosin contractile ring assembly; actin filament bundle assembly; barbed-end actin filament capping
Cellular component (GO): cell division site; mating projection tip
Molecular function (GO): actin binding; small GTPase binding
Source: RefSeq, a predicted model, not a curated record